Messenger RNA from Schizophyllum commune H4-8, 1767 nucleotides. RefSeq names its product WD40 repeat-like protein. The coding region runs from base 1 to 1767 and encodes 588 amino acids. The record is from RefSeq and is a predicted model, not a curated record. Lineage: Eukaryota; Fungi; Basidiomycota; Agaricomycetes; Agaricales; Schizophyllaceae. The transcript is spliced from 3 exons. Gene Ontology annotation, molecular function: protein binding.
AUGGCGGAUGAAGGGGUCAACAUGAAGCUGCAGCAGUCCCUAGACGCACUGCCCGUCGAAGAGAGAGAGGCCGUGACGGCUGUCUGGUCCCAGUUCUCGUCGUCGUCGCACGCACGGAGGGCCAUCAUUCUCCAAGGGCUCCUUACACUCUGCUGCUUCUCCCAACUGUCGCUCCUCGCAGACUCCCUCCAGCACCUUAUUCGCAUCGACCCAUUUGCCGUUCUACCUCGCGAGCUUGGCCUCAAGAUCCUGGGUUAUCUCGACGCGACCUCAUUGUGCAGAGCCGCACAAGUCUCGCGAAGGUGGAAGGCCCUCGCUGACGAUGAUAUCCUAUGGCGGGGCAUCUGCGAGCAGCACAUCGGACAGAAAUGUCAUAAGUGCGGCUGGGGGUUGCCUCUACUCGACAAGAAGCGUCUAUACCGAGCCCAAUCGGUGACGCCGGUACCAGGCGCCCCCGACCCCGUUUCGAGCCCUCACGGCUGCAUACUCUCCGUCAAGCGACCGCGCGAGGGCAGUCCCGACCUCGAAGAGCAGCCGCUGAAGCGGCAACGCUCUAGCUCUCCGUCUCAGGAUAAUCACCGCCAUGAAGAGUCGGCUGCCGAGUCAUCCCGUCGUGCAUCCUUAUCGCUGAUCGCACCGACCUCUCCUGGCCGGUUGUCCCCGUCAUCGACUCGACCAUGGAAGGAGGUCUACAGCGAACGUAUGACGGUCGAGUGGAAUUGGAGGCGCGGACGCUGUACGGUGCGCACUUUGGAGGGCCACACCGACGGAGUCAUGUGCCUGCAAUUCAACGAGAACCUCACUCAUCCCGCCUUUCCCGUCCUCAUCACCGGGUCCUAUGAUCGAACCGCGCGCGUUUGGAAUCUCGAAACCGGCCUUGAACUCCAUGUUCUUCGCGGUCACACGCGCGCCAUCCGCGCUCUCCAGUUCGAUGAGUACAAGCUCAUCACUGGUAGCAUGGACUGUUCGCUGAAGGUCUGGGACUGGCGUCGCGGUACAUGCAUCCGCACACUCUUUGGACAUACGGAAGGCGUCGUCUGUCUCAACUUCGACUCGAACAUCCUCGCCAGUGGCUCCGUAGAUUCGACCAUCAAGGUGUGGAACCUACGGACAGGCUGUGCGUUCACUCUGCGUGGGCAUAGGGAUUGGGUCAACUCGGUGCAGCUCUGGGAUCGUACUGCGGGUGGCGCCGCAGGUCCUGCCGCGCCAACAGUCUUCGACGGCCCGCCCUGUAACGGCUCCAGCGGCGGUGCGGACCCGGGCAAGAUGCUGUUCUCCGCGUCGGACGAUGGCAGCAUUCGUCUCUGGGACCUGCAUCUGCGAACCUGCGUACGCCAGUUCACGGGUCACAUCGGGCAAGUGCAGAGCAUCAAGCUGAUGUUCACUCCCGACUGUGGCGAAGGUGAUGGAUCCGAUGCGGAGGAGGGUCCUACUGGACGCUCUUCUCCCGCGCCUCGCACGAAGUUGCCAACGCUCGUGUCCGGUAGCCUUGAUAACACUAUCAAGGUCUGGGAUGUCGAGACGGGUGCUUGUGUGCGCACUCAUUUCGGCCAUAUCGGCGGUGUCUGGGCGGUCGCGGCGGACAAGAUGCGCAUUGUCAGCGGUAGUCAUGACCGCACUAUCAAGGUCUGGAGUCCGGACGAUGGAAGCAACAUUGCCACGCUCGCGGGUCACGAAGCGUCCGUGAGUUGCAUAGCUCUCGGCGAGGACAAGAUAGUAUCGGGGGGCGAUGAUAAGACGAUCAAGGUUUGGAGCUUUGCUGGUUAG